This is a messenger RNA of Benincasa hispida (wax gourd), 2478 nucleotides long. RefSeq names its product conserved oligomeric Golgi complex subunit 4. NCBI's taxonomy places the organism in Eukaryota, Viridiplantae, Streptophyta, Magnoliopsida, Cucurbitales, Cucurbitaceae. The record is from RefSeq and is a predicted model, not a curated record.
UCCCCAUCCCUACCAUUUUCUCAUUUUCAUAUAUCAAGCUCCUGGUAUGAAGAAAGUUGAUUUUUGAAUGGAAGUAGAAUAGUCACGAAAGCUUGAGCUCCUCAGUAGAAGAAGGCUUUCCACCUGCAAAGCCAGAUCUCCAGGAUAUGGCUUCCACUCCCACCGGCUCCAUCACCGCCGUUGAAGAUGACCGUCACCUCGAUCAUCAGGACUCCAUCAAAUUCGGCUCAACGGAGGCACUUGAACACAUUCGAACCCUUACUGACGUCGGAGCCAUGACCCGUCUCCUUCACGAGUGCAUUGCCUACCAGCGCGCUCUAGACCUCAAUCUUGACAAUCUUCUCUCUCAACGCUCCGACCUCGACAAGCAGCUCGUCCAGCUUCAACGCUCCGCUGAAGUCAUCGGCAUAGUUGAAGCCGAUGCUGACUACAUGCUCUCCAAUGUCACAUCCACCUGCGACCUCGCCGACCAGGUUAGCGCCAAGGUCCGCGAUCUUGAUCUGGCUCAGUCGCGGGUCAAUUCCACCUUGCUUCGCAUCGACGCCAUUGUCGAGAGAGGGAAUUGUAUUGAAGGCGUUAAGAAAGCGCUCGAUUCCGAGGAUUACGAAUCUGCGGCCAAGUAUGUGCAGACGUUUCUCCAAAUCGAUGAUAAGUACAAGGAUUCCGGGUCGGAUCAGAGGGAACAAUUGUUGGAAUCGAAGAAACAGUUGGAGGGAAUUGUCAGGAAGAGGCUCUCGGCGGCUGUGGAUCAGCGAGAUCAUUCCAUGAUCUUGCGAUUCAUACGGCUUUACUCUCCGUUAGGUUUGGAGGAGGAAGGGUUGCAGGUUUAUGUUGGGUACUUGAAGAAGGUGAUUGGAAUGAGGUCUAGGCUUGAAUUUGAGAAUUUGGUAGAGCUGAUGGAGCAGCAAUACCAAAAUCAUAAUGUGGGAAGCAAUCAAAACCAAAUUAAUUUUGUUGGGGCCUUGACAAAUUUGUUCAAGGAUAUUGUUUUGGCUAUAGAAGAAAAUGAUGAGAUCUUAAGGAGUCUCUGUGGUGAGGAUGGGAUUGUAUACGCAAUAUGUGAACUUCAGGAGGAGUGUGAUUCGCGUGGAUCUUUAAUCUUGAAGAAGUAUAUGGAAUAUAGGAAAUUGGCUCAGUUGUCGUCUGAAAUCAAUGCUCAAAACAAGAAUUUGCUAGCUGUUGGUGGAACAGAAGGACCGGACCCUAGGGAAGUCGAGUUAUACUUGGAAGAAUUAUUGAUGCUGAUGCAGUUGGGUGAGGAUUACACUGAAUUCAUGGUCUCCAAAAUCAAGGGAUUGAGUUCUAUAGAUCCAGAGUUGGUUCCUCGAGCUACAAAGGCUUUCAGAAGUGGAAGUUUUAGCAAAGCAGUUCAAGAUAUCACAGGGUUCUAUGUGAUUCUGGAGGGAUUUUUCAUGGUUGAAAAUGUAAGGAAAGCUAUCAAGAUAGAUGAGCCGGUGCCUGAUAGUCUUACAACUUCUAUGGUGGACGAUGUGUUCUAUGUUCUACAGAGUUGCUUAAGACGUGCGAUUUCCACUUCGAAUAUCAGCUCAUUGAUUGCAGUUCUGAGUGGUGCCAGUAGUCUACUGAGCAAUGAGUACCAAGAGGCAUUACAACAGAAAAUGCGAGAACCAAAUUUAGGUGCAAAACUAUUUUUAGGUGGUGUUGGUGUACAAAAGACGGGGACAGAGAUUGCAACAGCCUUGAAUAACAUGGACGUGAGUAGUGAAUAUGUUUUGAAACUCAAACAUGAGAUUGAGGAGCAAUGUGCGGAGGUAUUUCCUGCGCCUGCAGACAGGGAAAAAGUGAAAUCUUGUUUAUCUGAAUUGGGUGACAUGAGCAACACUUUCAAGCAAGCUUUGAAUGCUGGCCUGGAACAAUUAGUUGGAACUGUAACACCACGGAUUCGCCCAGUUUUGGAUACUGUUGCAACAAUUAGCUAUGAAUUGUCCGAGGCUGAGUAUGCUGAUAACGAAGUGAAUGACCCAUGGGUCCAAAGACUUCUCCAUGCAGUGGAGACAAAUGCGGCAUGGCUUCAGCCUCUAAUGACUGCCAACAAUUACGACUCGUUCGUGCAUUUGGUGAUCGACUUUAUCGUCAAGAGGCUUGAAGUGAUUAUGGUGCAGAAAAGGUUUAGUCAGCUUGGAGGGCUUCAACUCGACAGAGAUGCAAGGGCUUUGGUAAGCUACUUUUCAAGCAUGACUCAAAGAACUGUUCGAGAUAAGUUUGCUCGUCUCACUCAAAUGGCUACAAUUCUCAACUUAGAGAAGGUUUCAGAGAUUCUAGACUUUUGGGGUGAGAACUCAGGGCCUAUGACAUGGAGACUUACUCCAGCAGAGGUCAGGCGUGUGUUGGGUCUUAGAGUUGAUUUUAAACCUGAAGCUAUUGCUGCACUUAAAUUGUGAACCUAUUUUCUAUAUUCACAAUAUUACCUUAUAUUCUUUGGUUAUUUCCUGUUAAGAAAUAGCUCUCUUGGUUUUA